AUGAGAGUGGGACGAGUUUCGUACAUGCGGAGUGGCAUGACAGUACAAGAGUAUUGGGAGUACGGCAGCGCAUGGGAAGAGCUUCAGCGCAAUAUCGAGGCUCUGAACCACGAAAAAGAAUGUUUGGAAAAGGACAAGAAAGCGUUUCAGAAGCGAUGUCGAAGCUCUGUAGUUAUAAAUCAAUCAGCUGGACAAAUGAAUCCACCCCCAGUCCCUUCAGAUGAGCAACAAGAACAAGAAGAGAUUUUCAGAUUGAGAGCCCAGAAGAUCAAAGACAAGGAAAAAAUGUUCUCGGAGGAAAAGGACAAGUUAGACAGGGAGAAAAACACACUCAUUCGGGAAAUCAAAAGAUUUCAAGAUCAGCAUGAUACAUCUAUGCCUGUUGUGAUUGAGAUAGUGACACAAUCUUCAGGUAAAGGUGGCUUCUCUGAAGUUUACAAGGCCUUCGAUUUGGUUGAAAUGAGGGAUGUCGCAUGUAAAAUCCACGAAUUGAAUCCUCAAUGGAAGGAAGAGAAGCGAACGAAUUACAUGAAGCACGCUACAAGAGAAUACGAGAUUCAGAAAAAGUUGUGCCAUCCAAGGAUAGUUCGAUUGAUAGAUGUCUUUGAAGUCUCUACCAAUGGGUUCUGCACCGUGCUUGAGCAUUGUGACGAAGGCGAUCUAGAGCAGGUGCUCAAGGAGAGAAAGACAAUUUCAGAGCGCGAGGCUCGUUCCAUCAUCAUGCAAGUGUUUGCAGGACUGAAAUAUCUCAAUGAGCAGAAACAGAAGGUCAUUCAUUUUGAUCUAAAGCCUGGAAACAUCCUCUUUCACAAAGGAGAGGUGAAAAUCUCUGACUUCGGGCUAUCCAAAGUCAUGGAAGAGCACUCGGAAAACUCCAACGAGAUCGAGCUGACCUCUCAAGGAGCUGGAACUUACUGGUAUCUCCCUCCCGAAUGCUUCGAGGUUGGAACGUCUCCCCCCAAGAUCUCGUCAAAGGUUGACGUGUGGUCGGCUGGAGUCAUCUUCUACCAGAUGCUCUACGGGACAAAACCCUUCGGGCAUGGAAUGUCCCAGGAUCACAUGCUGCGCGACCAGACCAUCACCAAGUCGACAAGCGUUUCCUUCCCUGAGGGCAAAGACGUGCCCAAGGUGUCGGACAAGGCCAAGGAAUUCAUCCGCAAGUGCCUCUCGUACAAGCAGCAGGAUAGACCCAACGUCCUCACCAUCUUCCAGGUCUGCCCCCUCCACUUCGACCCCAGCUGGCUGAUGAUGACAUGGCAGGACCCGUACCUUCGUCAGACGGGCCGACAAGCAAGCACAAACUCAACGAGCAGCUCAGUCGCUUGUUGA
Guillardia theta CCMP2712 is the source of this 1329-nucleotide messenger RNA. RefSeq lists its product as hypothetical. Gene Ontology annotation, biological process: peptidyl-serine phosphorylation; intracellular signal transduction; chromosome segregation. Bases 1 to 1329 code for a protein of 442 amino acids. NCBI's taxonomy places the organism in Eukaryota, Cryptophyceae, Pyrenomonadales, Geminigeraceae. The record is from RefSeq and is a predicted model, not a curated record. Gene Ontology annotation, cellular component: nucleus. The transcript has 7 exons. Gene Ontology annotation, molecular function: ATP binding; protein serine/threonine kinase activity.